UCCAACCUAACCAUCGCCACCCCGGACGACAUUGAUCGAUUGCUCAGCUCAAAUUUUCUAAUCUCCCAAAUCGUUGAUCUCCUCGCCGCGCUGAUAACCCUUAUCUCUACAUUCUCAGCGAUAAAUUUGAUUUUGACAAAAUCAAUAUUCCAAUGGUCCACAAAAAUUUUGCUAUUCCAAAAUUUAUGUUUCGCCAACUUUUUCCAAAUUUCCUAUUCCUAUGAAGCAAUGAUUCUGGUCUUGAAGAAUCUGGAAUUUCGCGGAGAUUCUAAUUUUCUGAAAACCGAAGCUCAAUGUGCUCCAAUUUAUAAAUUCAUGCUCUUCUGUACAUCUGGAAUGAUCUAUGGACAAACUGGGCUGAUUAUUGAACGCCUUUUUUCGAAUUUUUCCAAAAAUUUUAAAUCCAAAAAAUCCAUCAAAUACUCUUUAAUUCUUCUAUUUUUCAUUUUAUUCUUUAGUGGAAUUACUGGUCCAUUACUAUUAUUUGAUGACCCGCUGGAUGGGGCCGUCUUGGGAUGUUUUAUGAUUCCAAAAGCUAGCGCUAGACGGUCUACAGUAUACUUUGCAGUUUGCACCGUACUCACUUUAUUCAAUUUCUGUGUGGCUUUAUGGUUAAUGAGAUACAAUAAGAAAUUGGAGUAUUCAAUCCGUUUCAAAGUUGGCGCUCGAUUCCGUAAACGUCAACAAAUCGAUUCAACAGAAACGAUUUGUUUUCUGUCUGUGUGUCUGUUCGUCCUGAUGUUCAUUUAUUCAGUCGGCGUGUCGUUAUUGAGAAAUUUAAGGGACUAUUUGAUACUGGCUGAUUUUUAUUUUUGGGUUGUUUGGCUCUAUACAGUUCCAAUUUUUGCCAUGCUCCUCCCACUUUUGCUGAUCUACCGUAUCCGAUGUAGCCACGCGAGUCGAGUUCAAAAUUUAAUUGGAAUUUCGCAUGAGAAACAGUCACAGGAUGGUCAUAUAAAA
Molecule: messenger RNA, 960 nt
Organism: Caenorhabditis briggsae
Lineage: Eukaryota; Metazoa; Nematoda; Chromadorea; Rhabditida; Rhabditidae
Gene: Cbr-sra-9
Product: Protein CBR-SRA-9
Exons: 3
Biological process (GO): detection of chemical stimulus involved in sensory perception; sensory perception of chemical stimulus
Cellular component (GO): membrane
Molecular function (GO): olfactory receptor activity; G protein-coupled receptor activity
Source: RefSeq, a predicted model, not a curated record